This is a messenger RNA of Dentiscutata erythropus, 136 nucleotides long. The record is from the annotation of a GenBank genome assembly. NCBI's taxonomy places the organism in Eukaryota, Fungi, Glomeromycota, Glomeromycetes, Diversisporales, Gigasporaceae.
AAAAGAUAUGCCAUUGCCUAAUAGAAGUGAAGUCAAAAUAGAAUUGCUUCCUAUAGAAACUACUUCGACUUUACCAUUUAUUGAAACUAAAAACUCAAUGUGCAAUAUAGAAAUAGAAUCUCAAGACAACUCUUGA